This is a messenger RNA of Suillus subaureus, 1637 nucleotides long. RefSeq names its product cytochrome P450. Lineage: Eukaryota; Fungi; Basidiomycota; Agaricomycetes; Boletales; Suillaceae. The transcript is spliced from 9 exons. Gene Ontology annotation, molecular function: oxidoreductase activity, acting on paired donors, with incorporation or reduction of molecular oxygen; iron ion binding; monooxygenase activity. The coding region runs from base 167 to 1447 and encodes 426 amino acids. The record is from RefSeq and is a predicted model, not a curated record.
UAUUCCGAAACCCUCUACCAAAAGUCAAGUGAGAACAUAAAUAGAGGACGCUCUGGAUCUACGUGGACGCUGACAGUAAACGCAUUACAGCCAGUCUCAACAGUUUGCUGAAUGGAUCAAUACCUACGGGCCUAUAAUCUCGCUUCGGGUCGGGCCUGGUAAGGUCAUGGUCAUCAUUGGCAGAUAUCAGGAAUCGAAUGACAUAAUGGAGAAGGAAGGUGGUCAGUUAGCGGACCGCCCUCGUGCGGUUGCAGCAGGAGAGAUCUUGUCUCGUGGGCUACUCAUGGUCCUUGCACCCGCAGGGGAGCAGUUCCGGAGACUUCGCAAGGCAGCAUACACUCAUCUUCAAGCGAAGGCUGCAGAAUCCUAUGCGCCCAUUCAGAUGGACGCCGCUCGUGAUGUCAUCCUCGACAUCCUUGAUAACCCUAAAGGACAUCAAGCAGCUGCGAAUCGCUACGCCGCCGCGGUCAUCCUGCGUGUCAUGUAUGGGAAGUCCACGCCUACCGCCGCAAAUGCUCCCGAGAUCAUCGUCAUCCACAAAACGCUCAAGCGCUUCCAGAUGCUCAUGCGACCUGGGGCAUUCCUGAUAGAGCGCUUCCCAAUCCUAAAAUACGUCCCAGGAUACACAACCGAGUUGGAGGAAUGGAGAAGAGAAGAGAGUCAGGUCUACCAUGACCAACUCAAUCGCGUUUCAAGAGAAUUGGCGACCGGCAAAGCUGGUCCUUCAUUUGCUCGGUACCUCCUUGAGAACCAGUCCUCGCACAAGCUUUCGCAAGAAGAAAUGGCCUAUCUUGCUGGAUCGCUCUUUGGCGCUGGUUCAGACACGACGGCUGUGGCAAUCAUGUAUGUCGUGAUGGCUUCAGCAUGUUAUCCCAAGGCGCAGGAGAAAGUGCAAGAGCAGCUGGACAUCGUCGUUGGUCGUAACAGAGCUCCCACGUUCGAUGACUACAAUUCGCUCCCGCAGAUAGAGGCAUUUAUGCUGGAGUGUCUUCGCUGGAGGCCUGUGGUAGCCCUUGGAUUUGCUCACUGCGCAUCGACCGAUAUCGUUUAUAAAGGCAUGUGUAUCCCAAAGGGCGCUAUCGUUUUUGGCAAUCAUUGGGCAAUCUCACGUGAUCCGAUUGUUUACCCCAACCCUGACAUGUUCGAUCCUGAGAGGUGGCUCAACAGCGAAGGCAAAAUUCGGGACGACAUCAAGUUCCCUUCAUAUGGCUUUGGACGCAGAAUCUGCCCCGGGCGGCACAUAGCGGAUCGUUCGGUCUUUAUCAACAUCGCGCUCCUUCUGUGGUCGUUCAAGAUCACUCAGGACCCAGAGAACCCAAUUGAUGACAUGGGCUUCGUGGACCGCGUGGUUGCGCACCCCAAACCGUUCACUGCGCGUUUUCAGCCGCGAUUUGGGAAUGAGGCAUCUCUGAGAGGCGCGAUGGCUCAUUACAGGGAGGGGAUGUAGGAUCUUGAACACGAAAUAAUGGCUUGUACAUGCGCGCUUAGGAUUUGUACUAUUAGCAAGAAGCAUCAGGUUGUUUUUGGAAUAUUGGACGACCACCCAAGACCUCAAAUUAGUGUGUAUGGACUGCGUGCAUUCCUCAUUUACAUUUCGUCUUUGUGCAAUUUACAAAUGCGCCAGCCAAGUCUCGAUU